Aspergillus pseudonomiae is the source of this 1533-nucleotide messenger RNA. RefSeq lists its product as uncharacterized. Gene Ontology annotation, biological process: transmembrane transport; metal ion transport. Gene Ontology annotation, molecular function: metal ion transmembrane transporter activity. The coding region runs from base 533 to 1405 and encodes 290 amino acids. The record is from RefSeq and is a predicted model, not a curated record. The transcript has 7 exons. Lineage: Eukaryota; Fungi; Ascomycota; Eurotiomycetes; Eurotiales; Aspergillaceae. Gene Ontology annotation, cellular component: membrane.
ACUAGUAAAUGACAGCCUCUUAGCGCCAGCGGCUAUGCAUGCGUUAGGCUGCGCUCCUCCGCCCAUAUAACAAUCCCCAUUUGUCACGGCUUGAACCCCAUUCUUUCCCCUCUUUGUGUUGGUAAGCUCUGGGCGUACUAUCAGAGUAGUUCUCGCCAUGGACCUCAGCUCCGUAGACACGCCGCAACCGCCCGAAGUAACCAUCUUCGCAGAUGAUAGUAUGGCCUAAACCCCCUACCUAACCUUACUUUUCCCCUCUUUACCACAGUGCUGAUUAGCUUCAGACACCGGUCUAUUGCGACCGCAAGAGACAGUUGACUUGGAGGCAUUUUUGAGUUCACCUCAACGAUCGUCCACCCAAGUGAUCUUCGCCCAACAUAAAUCGCUGGAGGAAUACGACGCCCAUCUCAGCCUGCCCACUGAUUACCGGAACACGUUCACCGCGGACCUGAACUCCUCGUUCCACACCGAGUAUGGCUUUACCGGGAGCGCAAUCACCCACCACAUCUCAUGGUCCCUGUUUAAGAUCAAGAUGGUCGAAGAACCGGGCAAAUACGCCUGGAUCCAGGCUUCCGUCUUCAUCAACUGGGAUCUGCAAGCUAAUCAGCAAAGAAUCUUCUUCGUUGAUGUCCCCGAUGCGGAACGCAAGCAGCUCGAGCAAACCUUUCCCGCCCGCGACAUGAGCGAUCGGAACCCGUAUAUCUGGCACGCGGUAUUUGCGCACGCAAUGUCGAGUCUAUACCACGACUCGUUUUGGAAGCAGCGGAAUGUCAUCAGGGAAAUAGAGAGGAUCCGAAAUGCAGACAGCGAGAACCUGCCCAAGUUCCUGAAGGGCCUCAACGAUAGCGCCCGCCAUGCCGUGCAUCUGAAUGAGACCAUGGAGGUCGCCGAGCAUACCAUGAACAGGCUGCUUACGGAGCACUCACGCUGGAGAGAUGAGUUCCCCGAGUAUGUGAUGGGCGAGAACAAUGCCGUCCGCGGCACAUUCUUCCAGACGAGGCAGAAAUUGGCCUUCGCCGCGAAAGAAAUCCAUUCCGCUAGGGUUAGGUCUAGGACUCUGUCUGAUCGGUUGGCGAGCGAGAUUCAACUCGCCAACACCCUCGUCUCCCACCAAAUGAGCCGCCACACCCGCUACGACAGCAUGGUAAUGAAGACCAUCAGCUUCGUGGGCAUGAUAUAUCUACCGGGGACAUUUGCUUCCGGCAUCUUCGGCUCCAACUUCUUCGACUACCAAUCCGGCGAAAAGGAGUCGUGGGAAAUGUCCCACAAGUUCUGGCUGUACUGGGUUGUGACCAUUCCGUUGACGCUGGCGACUUUUGCCGUCUGGGCGUUGUGGCAUUAUCGGGCGAAGUUUGGGGGCUUCCCCCGUAGAAGACGUAUAGGGGAUGCUAGUGAGAAGGUUUGAGUUGAUUUGAUUGGGUUUUCUUUUUUGGAUAUUGGGUAUUGUAUUGGGUGUUGGGUGUUGAGUCUUGGGUAUAUAAUCUACGACUUAAAUUGCCCGGAGUUGUUUGUUACUAGUGCUAUAUACCACGG